GGGUGUAGGGUCACAGCAGACGCUCCUACACGUGUGUACACUCGGAAACCGUCCGUAACGGCUCUUAGUCAUUCAUGAAAUUAUCUGUAACUAAUUCGUUGUGAUUGUAGCCUACAUAUUUCAGGCGUGAGCUCGACCACUGCAGCGGCUAGGGAGGAAAUGCCGCGUAAUCUGGAAGUUGUGAAGCUCUCACUAGUUUCGUGUUGACUCUUCUGGAGAUUUGAAGCAUUUAUUUAUAUUGAACUUCUGCUUUUAAUCUGUAAAAACAUGAAGCUGUAGGCCUGUGUGACGAUCACAGCGCUGGGUGUUUAGUGUUCACCCAUUAAAUAGGGCGACCCUCAGCCACUUCAGUUUGCAUGUGGUUUAACCCACAGCAGCCGAGUUGAGUGUGAACUUUAUACUCCAUGAGUAUAUUUAGUAGAGUGGGUUAAUAUGAGCGAGAAACACGCGUUAGGAGAGACUAAACAAGACGAGGAGACUAAAGAGGACUUUGAGAACCAUGUUAAGCUGGAGGCGGGUGACGCGGUGCUGCGCGCCGACGAUCCGAGUCAGCUGGACGGUCAUGAAGCGCUGCGACCCAUCCGCCUGUACAAGCGGCGCUGGAUGAUCGUCCUCCUCUUCAGCUCCUAUUCACUGUGUAACUCCUUCCAAUGGAUACAGUACGGCAUCAUCAACAACAUCUUCAUGAAGUUCUACGGCGUGGACGCCUUCACCAUAGACUGGAUGUCCAUGAUCUACAUGCUGACAUACAUUCCCUUUAUCUUCCCGGUGACCUGGCUGCUGGACAAAAAGGGGCUCCGGGUCAUCGCGUUGGUGGCCACCGCGCUCAACUGUGCGGGCACGUGGAUCAAAGUGGCCAGCGUCAAACCCAACCUAUUCCCCGUCACCUUUCUGGGACAGUUUUCCUGCUCCUUCGCGCAGGUGUUCAUCCUCGGGAUGCCGUCGAGGAUCGCGUCAGUGUGGUUCGGCUCAGAGGAGGUGUCCACCGCCUGCUCCAUCGGAGUCUUCGGGAAUCAGUUGGGUAUUGCCAUUGGGUUCCUCGUGCCUCCCAUCCUGGUGCCUAAUGUGGACGACUUGGACGAGCUGGCUCACCACAUCAGCAUCAUGUUCUACAUCACAGCAGGAGUGGCGACGUUACUCUUCAUCCUUGUUGUCUUCGUUUUCCAGGAGCGUCCUAAACUUCCUCCAACUCAGGCCCAGGCCACAGCUCGCACCAUCCCACCAGAACACUACUCCUACACAGCUUCUAUCCUCAGGCUGCUCCGCAACAAGCCCUUCAUCCUCCUCAUCAUUACUUAUGGUUUGAACGUGGGUUGUUUCUAUGCUGUUGGCACCCUGUUGAACCGCAUGAUCAUCGAGCAUUACCCUGGAGAAGAGGUGAAUGCUGGGAGGAUUGGCCUCACCAUUGUCAUCGCGGGGAUGGUCGGCUCCCUCAUAUGUGGCAUUUGGCUGGACAAAACUAAAACCUACAAGCAGACAACCCUGGCAGUCUACUUCAUGUCUCUGGUGGGGAUGAUAGUUUAUGCUGCUACACUCAGCCUGGGACACCUCUGGGUGGUCUUCAUCACCGCUGGAGCUCUUGGGUUUUUCAUGACUGGCUACCUCCCGCUGGGUUUUGAGUAUGCAGUCGAGCUGACAUACCCAGAGUCAGAGGGAACUUCAUCUGGACUCCUCAACUGUUCGGCACAGGUGUUUGGCAUUAUAUUCACCAUCUGCCAGGGGAAGAUCAUCGACCAUUUUGGCACACUGGCAGGAAACAUCUUCCUCUGUGUUUUUCUUCUAAUCGGCACAAUUAUGACAGGUUUAAUUAAGUCUGAUCUGCGGAGACAAAAUGCAAACCUGUUGGCCAAAGCAGAAGCGGAGGGGAAGAUGUCGGGACAAGACUACGGAGCCACGGCGCUAAUCUCCCAGGCGCAGACCCCUCCUCCACAAGCCUGAUCAAUAACCCUUUCUGCUUCCACAAAAAACAAAACAAAAAAAAUCUCAAAUCUUAGCUCAACACGCAGAUGCACAAAGGGACCUUCUGACUGCCACAAUGGGAGCCUGGCUGCACCGUCUGUCAUCGGACAAGCCAAGUUUUAGACUAAAAACAAACACACACGCACAUAAAAGCCUUGGAAAUGAUCUCCUUCCUGUUACAGUGUAACAUACUGAGACAGAACAACACAAUCAGGAAGUCUUUAGACCUGCUUCCCUUCUGAGAAGAGUUAGAUGUACAGUGUUGUAUUAAAAUUCUGAAUUAAAUCUGAUAUUUAAUGCACAAUUGUGAGCGUAUGAGUUCAGAAAAAUAUUUUUGUUUUGUAUUGAAGUAUCAAUUGAAGGAUCUCGAUAAAUCCGCAAGACAAAUCUGUGAAACGUUUGUGACUCGACAAUGUUACUCGUCAGUAUUUUAAAGUGUAUGCAGUUGAUUAUGUACACUUAUAGGUACAUCCUCCAUAAUGAAGUGACACUUAACACUUAACCAUGUAAAUACCAUAUCCAUGUUUUUCUGAGUGAUUUUGGUAGAAGAUCUUUGUGAUUAAAAUAAUUUAUACAGCAGCAUUUUAACAGCAGUAAGGGAUGAAAUGUUCAUGACGCACAGUUGUGUAAUAUUUGUAACACUUCAUGUUUACUUGUUUAACAUGAAAUAAACUGUU
Messenger RNA from Epinephelus moara (kelp grouper), 2636 nucleotides. RefSeq names its product FLVCR heme transporter 2b (gene flvcr2b). Gene Ontology annotation, molecular function: heme binding; heme transmembrane transporter activity. Gene Ontology annotation, cellular component: membrane. The record is from RefSeq and is a predicted model, not a curated record. Gene Ontology annotation, biological process: heme export; transmembrane transport. The transcript has 11 exons. Bases 433 to 1938 code for a protein of 501 amino acids. Lineage: Eukaryota; Metazoa; Chordata; Actinopteri; Perciformes; Serranidae.